AUGUCUACUAGAAGAUCAGCUCGCCUGGGCGAAGUGGCACCGAAGGAAGACACCGUCGCAAAAAAACCAGCACCAGCCUCACUGCCGGCUGGGAAUGGAAGUAAGAAGAGGAAGAACUCAACAAGAGAGAACGAGCCGGUCUCCGAUAGCAAUAAUGCCGUACCAUCAACCCCGAAAAGGAAGAAACCGUCGAAGACAGUUGUACCAAAAACUCCAACCCCAGCAGCAAUUGGGCAAUUAUCUAGCCCUUUCAAGCCAGGAGACGCCGAUGAGAGCAGCCCUCCUCCGGCGGUGAAUCGACUAGCAGUGCCGGAUGGCACCAAUGCGCUAUUGAUAUCCCCAGAAACUCAUCGUCGAAUCUCAAGCAAGCCUGUAGAUCAGGUUUCACCGUCGAAGCGGCCCAGUAUCACCACCAAAAACCUUCUUGAUGAUGCUCUCGCGCACCUAAUCGAGCAAGAGCCCAAGCUGAAGGCGGUCAUUGAGAAGCACCCGUGUACUGUCUUCUCCCCCGAGGGCCUAGCUGAAGAAAUUGACCCUUUUAAGAGCUUGAUAAGUGGUAUUAUCUCGCAACAAGUCUCAGGAGCAGCCGCCAAGUCCAUAAAAGCCAAAUUCGUCGCUCUCUUCAACGACCACGAAGACCCAACCCAGCACACCUUCCCCACGCCCUCCCAAGUAUCCUCCAAAACAAUUGAGGUCCUCCGCACCGCGGGGCUCUCGCAACGAAAAGCAGAGUACGCCCUCGGCUUGGCCGAGAAAUUCCAGAGCGGCGAACUGACCGCUGAAAUGCUCUUCUCAGCAACCUACGAGGAGGUUUUGGAGGAACUAAUCAAGGUAAGGGGCCUGGGCAAAUGGAGUGUGGAGAUGUUUGCGUGUUUUGGGUUGAAGAGGAUGGACGUUUUUUCGACGGGUGAUUUGGGCGUGCAGAGGGGCAUGGCUGCGUUGGCUGGGAAGGAUGUGGGCAAGUUGAAGGGGAAGGGGGGCAAGUGGAAGUAUAUGAAUGAGAAGGAUAUGGAAGAGAUGGCUGAGAAGUUUAAACCUUAUAGGAGCGUUUUUAUGUAUUAUUGCUGGAGGGUUGAAGAUGUGGAUAUUUCCACCUUUGAUAACUGA
Venustampulla echinocandica is the source of this 1107-nucleotide messenger RNA. RefSeq lists its product as uncharacterized. NCBI's taxonomy places the organism in Eukaryota, Fungi, Ascomycota, Leotiomycetes, Helotiales, Pleuroascaceae. Bases 1 to 1107 code for a protein of 368 amino acids. The transcript is spliced from 3 exons. Gene Ontology annotation, biological process: DNA alkylation repair; base-excision repair, AP site formation; base-excision repair. Gene Ontology annotation, cellular component: protein-DNA complex; nucleus. Gene Ontology annotation, molecular function: DNA-7-methylguanine glycosylase activity; DNA-3-methyladenine glycosylase activity; alkylated DNA binding. The record is from RefSeq and is a predicted model, not a curated record.